Messenger RNA from Trypanosoma grayi, 1029 nucleotides. RefSeq lists its product as hypothetical. The transcript has a single exon. The record is from RefSeq and is a predicted model, not a curated record. Gene Ontology annotation, molecular function: protein binding. NCBI's taxonomy places the organism in Eukaryota, Euglenozoa, Kinetoplastea, Trypanosomatida, Trypanosomatidae. The coding region runs from base 1 to 1029 and encodes 342 amino acids.
AUGUCGGUAUUUUUCAAUCAGGCGGCAGCAGCCGUGUCGCAGCUGGAGCUGCGCCAGCUGCUCGUCACGUGCGCAUUUCACGCGAAGGGCAUGACACCGCAGGAAGCAGCACGUUUUUGCUUUUUUUCGCUUCGCCGUGACAUGGAGCAGGCCAUCACACUGGACGACGUGGUCUUUAUACUUGAGCACGCGCUCCUUGGCAGGACGGUAGAUAUGCCCGAGUGGGAGGUGCGGCGGCGUGUGGUGGACAUCUUUGGUGACGCCAACUAUGUUAUGUUUGAUGACUUUGUGCGAUACUUCAUUCAGAACUAUGCCAUGUGGUACGCCUUUGGGGUACCCGUCACAACAGGCGAUGAACGACCAGCAGCUGCUGCUGCAGCGGCAGUGGCGGCGGGGGCAUCAUCGCGCCUCAACCCGACGACUCAGAUAACGGCUGAAAAUGCCACCGACACCGUUCGUUCAACAACAGGAACAAUAGCAGCAGCAGCAGCGGCACCGACAGGACCGAUGUCAUCGACCACCACGGCCACGGCGGUGUCACAUGAUGAGAGCGUGUGGCGUCGAUUUGUCGCUCGAGUUCAGCAUAGUAACAAAGCAUUCAGUGUAACAGCGCACGUGAACGACACCAUUGCGGAUGUGAUGGUUAUGGUGCAGAACAGUACCGGGAUACGUGCGGCCUGCCAGGAGUGGCGGGCGAGGGGCGUGCUGCUUGACCCAAAGUGCACAUUGGGAUCGACGGAGCUCGGCCUCGUCCGUAGUGAGGCGGACGCAACGCCAGAGGUGACGAUCAUCGCGCGUGACGAAGCGGUGCGGCUGGUGAUGGUGUAUAGAGACAAGGGCUUCCGCUGGGAUCUGCGCAUGCCCGCCAGCGAGAAGGUGCUGAAGCUCCGGGCGUUGGUGCAGCAGAAGACGAUGAUACCGCUGACGCGUUGUGUGUUGCGGGCCCGUGGUGCAUGCCUGAUGGAUCGCCACCCGCUGCUGCACUACCAUCUGCAGGACGGCGAUGUCGUUGAUAUCACGCAGGAGUAA